This is a messenger RNA of Lodderomyces beijingensis, 1914 nucleotides long. The record is from the annotation of a GenBank genome assembly. NCBI's taxonomy places the organism in Eukaryota, Fungi, Ascomycota, Pichiomycetes, Serinales, Debaryomycetaceae.
AUGCACCUCCCACACCAUUCGCUAGUCACUAGACGAUUAUUUUCCGCCACUUCAACAUGGCGACAAAUUGUCGGCUCCAAUGUAUCCGGGAAGGAAGCACCGCUGAGUAAGGCGUUUCCACUUCCGCGGUAUAGAAUCAUCGACCAUGAAUACGACUGCGUGGUUGUUGGAGCAGGAGGAGCAGGUCUCCGAGCUGCAUUCGGCCUUUCCGAAGCCGGAUUUAAAACAGCAUGCGUUUCCAAAUUGUUCCCCACGCGAUCACACACAGUGGCUGCUCAGGGUGGAAUCAAUGCUGCGUUGGGCAACAUGCACAAGGACGAUUGGCAUUGGCACAUGUACGAUACCGUCAAAGGUUCCGAUUGGCUAGGUGAUCAGGAUGCCAUACAUUAUAUGACCAGGGAAGCCCCCGUGACUAUAUACGAGCUUGAGAAUUACGGUGUGCCAUUUUCGAGAAACGAGGAAGGAAGAAUCUACCAACGGGCCUUUGGUGGACAAUCGAAGGAAUUUGGUAAAGGCGGCCAAGCUUACCGGACUUGUGCCGUGGCUGAUAGAACGGGACACGCGUUGUUGCACUCGCUUUAUGGCCAAUCGCUAAGACACGAUUGUCAUUUCUACAUUGAGUUUUUCGCUAUGGACUUGUUGAUGCAAAACGGCGAGUGCGUGGGCGUCAUUGCUUAUAACCAAGAAGACGGAACCUUGCAUAGAUUUAGAGCCCACAAGACUAUCAUUGCUACUGGUGGCUAUGGAAGAGCUUACUUUUCGUGUACUUCUGCACAUACGUGCACGGGAGAUGGCUAUGCCAUGGUUUCAAGAGCAGGUUUACCAUUGGAAGAUUUGGAGUUUAUUCAAUUCCACCCAUCUGGUAUCUAUGGUUCUGGCUGCCUUAUCACCGAGGGUGCCCGCGGAGAAGGUGGUUUUUUGGUCAACUCUGAAGGAGAACGAUUUAUGGAACGGUAUGCGCCAACCGCCAAGGACUUGGCAUGUAGAGAUGUUGUCUCGAGAGCAAUCACCAUGGAGAUUAAUGAAGGGAGAGGCGUGGGGCCUGAGAAAGACCACAUGUUUUUACAGUUGCAUCAUCUUCCCCCCGCGGUUUUAAAAGAGAGAUUACCUGGUAUAUCCGAGACGGCUCAUAUAUUUGCUGGCGUUGACGUUACCAAAGAGCCAAUUCCCAUUUUACCCACGGUCCACUAUAACAUGGGUGGCAUUCCUACAAAAUGGAACGGCGAGGUGAUAAAAAAGAAUGACAAAGGUGAAGAUGAAGUCGUGCCAGGCUUGCUAGCGUGCGGUGAAGUAGCCUGCGCGUCAGUUCAUGGGGCAAACAGACUAGGCGCCAACUCCUUGUUGGACUUGGUUGUCUUUGGCAGAGCCGUCUCCCACACGAUCCGCGACUCGUUGUUGCCCGGGACACCACUCAGGCCCAUGGACGCAACGCUCGGCAAGGAGUCGAUUGAGAAUCUCCACAGAUUGCGAACUGCCAAUGGCUCAAAGUCAACUGCCACCUUGAGGCUAGAAAUGCAGAAAACGAUGCAGAAGGGCUGCGCCGUUUUCCGGACCCAGGAGACGUUGGAUGAAUGUGUCGAGCAUAUCAACGAGGUGGACAAGGACUUUGUCAAUGUCGGAGUCUCCGACAGGUCGAUGAUCUGGAAUAGCGACUUGGUUGAAACGAUGGAGUUGCAAAACUUGUUGACUUGCGCUACGCAGACUGCCGCUUCUGCUGCGGCGAGAAGGGAGUCGAGAGGUGCCCAUGCUCGCGAAGAUUACCCCGAGAGAGACGACGUUAAUUGGUGGAAACACAGCUUAUCUUAUCAAACCAAGUCUGGUGCUCCUGUAAGACUAGACUACAGAGACGUCGUUAAAACUACAUUGGAUGAAAAAGAGUGUCCUCCGGUGCCUCCAACCGUUCGAGCAUAUUGA